Messenger RNA from Thelazia callipaeda (thelaziosis nematode), 1905 nucleotides. The record is from the annotation of a GenBank genome assembly. NCBI's taxonomy places the organism in Eukaryota, Metazoa, Nematoda, Chromadorea, Rhabditida, Thelaziidae.
AUGUGGUACAUAUUGAAGAAGCCAAUUCCUAAACCACCGUUGCCUUCACUGGAACAUACAUUGAAGCGUUAUCAAGAAUAUGCAUCGGUGGUAGCUCGCAAUGAUCCUGAUAAAUUAUUGUAUACAAAAAAAGCAAUAUCCGAAUUUCUACAGUACGGCACUAGUAUACAAAAAAAACUUGAAAAAAUUGCAAAUGAAGAAGAUAAUUGGAUCAAUCAAUUUUGGUUACCAGAAAUGUAUUUAAAAGUGAGACUUCCACUUCCGUUGAAUUCCAGUCCAGCAUAUAUCUUUCCACAACAAAAUUUUAAUGAUAUAAAUGAGCAGAUAAGUUAUGCAUCUUGGCUUAUUUGCGGAUUCUGUAAUUAUAAGGAUUUAAUUGACAGAAAAUUAAUAACUCGAGAAAUUUCAACGGGACGUCACAAAGUUUUCAUGUGUAUGGAACAAUACGAUCGGAUUUUACGAUGUUAUCGUGAGCCAAGCAGUCCAAUAGAUAUUCAACAUUAUAAGCCUAAUGAGAUAAAUGCUGAAAAUAGUGAUUGGGAUGAGCACAUCCUCGCAAUGUGUAACAAUAAGACAUUUAUUGUGCUUACACGAUUGUCUGGCACUUUAUUGUCACAAGCUCAAAUAGCAAAACAAUUAGAAAAAGUGGUGGAGAUGAGCAAAAUUCAAAAUGACACAAAUCUCAUACCAAUAGCUGGAGGAAGUGUUGGUGAUCGAGAUGAUGCAGCUAAAUUUUGGAAUAUUAUGAAUGAAGUUGAACAAAAUCAAGAAUCUUUAAAAUGGAUUCGAUCUGCAUCAUUUGGUAUCUGCAUUGAUAUUCAUAACAAAACAAAAUGGUCAAGAAACUAUGAGCGCAAUUUAGCUCAUCGUGGAAUGCAUAUGUUACAUGGUUUUGGUAGUAAAGGCAUGGGUUUGAAUCGGUGGUAUGAUAUAACAGUACAAAUUGUUGUUUCGAGUAACGGAACAAACGGUUUAUGCAUUGAGCAUUCGGUUGCAGAAGGAAUUGUUAUUAUAAAUAUGGCAGAAUAUGCUUUGCAAUUUGUAAAACGUAAUAGCGGACUGAAACUUAGCGAUGAUACAGUACAUGACAUAACACCAAUGCAGCUACACUUAGCUAACGAUUUAAAUUUACAAGUAUUAAUAUUUAAUGGAUUUGGAAAAGAAUUUAUCAAAUCAUGCAAUAUUAGUCCAGAUGGAUUCGUUCAAUUGACGAUGCAACUUGCUUACUAUAGACAGUAUGGACACUUAGUUUCCACUUAUGAAAGUGCGUCAAUUCGGCGAUUUCGUAGCGGUCGUGUAGAUAAUAUUCGUGCUGCAACACCAGAAGCAUUGCGAUGGGUGCAGGCUAUGCUUGAUGAAAGCAAAACACGGGUUUUACUUUCAAUUUUGGCUUCAAGUUUUAUUUCCUUUAAGAUAAUUCAUUUGGAAGCAAAAACUGAACUAGAAGUAUUGUUCAGCUCAGAUAUCUUAGUCAGUAUGUUGCAGGAAGAAAAAUGGGAACUUUUUACGCAAGCGGUCAAGAAACAAGCUGAAGUUACACUUGAAAACAUCACGGGUUAUGGUAUUGAUAACCAUUUAUGCGCACUUCAGCUGCUUGCCACGGAUGAUGUGAAACAAGGAUUAUUACCAAAAAUGCCUAAAAUUUUUUUAGAUCCAAUAUGGACAGAGACUAUGCGAUUUCCAUUAUCGACUAGUCAAGUCACCACAAGUACUUCUAUCAAGGAUACUUACCUUUGUUAUGGACCUGUAGUUAAGGAUGGUUAUGGUUGCUCUUAUAAUAUUCAACCCAACUCUAUUAUUUUUGCGCCAUCAUCAUUCAAAAGUUGUCCUGUAACUAAUGCUGGGAAAUUCAAGCAAUCAUUAGUUGAUUCAUUGAAUGAAAUUCAAGCAAUGAUAACACAUUAA